Molecule: messenger RNA, 1809 nt
Organism: Trichoplusia ni (cabbage looper)
Lineage: Eukaryota; Metazoa; Arthropoda; Insecta; Lepidoptera; Noctuidae
Exons: 7
Coding region: 24-950 (308 amino acids)
Molecular function (GO): oxidoreductase activity
Source: RefSeq, a predicted model, not a curated record
CAAGUUCCAUCAUAAUUCCAGAGAUGUACGUCAACGACAUCAUCAGCGGUGCGUGCAAGCCCAACAACGAGCCUGAGGUACUGAAGGAGUCUGCGUCGACAGCCUGGAUCGACGCCAACAACGUGCUCGGAGCCACAGCCAGUCACUUCGCUAUGGAUAUAGCUAUAAAGAAGGCCAAGGAGACAGGAGUAGCGUGGGUCACCGUCAAGGGGUCUAAUCACAAUGGCAUGGCUGGUUUCUGGGCGCAAAAGGCGGCAGACAAAGGACUGAUAGGAAUGGCUUUCACCAACACCUCCCCUCUCCUGGCGCCAACGAGGAGCAAACAGUCAGCAUUGGGCACGAAUCCGAUUUCCGUGGUGGCUCCAGCGUCUCAAGGAGAAUCUUUCUAUCUUGACAUGGCAACAACUGCGGUCGCUGUUGGAAAGAUUGAAAUGCAACGUCGGAAAGGGGAGCCACUGCCCGCCGGUUGGGCGCAAGGACCUGAUGGCAGAGAAACACGAGAUGCGGAUCUGGCAUUCGAAACUGGUUGUCUGAUGCCGUUAGGAGGUGGCGAGGGGACCUCCGGUUACAAAGGAUUUGGUCUCGCAGCAAUGGUGGAGCUGUUCUGUGGAAUAUCUGCUGGUGCCAACUACGGCCAUCACGUGCGGUCGUGGUCACACAGCGGUGACGGCGGGCCUGCUAACCUAGGGCACUGCUUCGUAGCUGUCGACCCUAAGUGCUUCGCUCCUGGUUUCGGAGACCGGCUCGCCGAAAGCAUACAGCAUUGGAGACAGCUGGAACCGACGGACCCUAACCUGCCAGUGCUGGCUCCAGGAGACAAGGAGAAGAAGGCAGCAGCCGAUGCCGACGCCUCAGGCACAGUCUCCUUCGUCAAGCAACAAAUUGAGUCCAGUGCCGCCUUAGCAGCAAGACUAAAAGUGAAACCCAUGGAAAUAGAAUUGGAAAAAUAGCGUCUCAAGGAUAUUAUCUUCACACCACUCUUUUUCCAACACAAGUGACUAUUUUCAACCAUAAUUAGCGACAUGAUACUUUUGAAGUAUUUAGUUCUGAUGUAUCGUUCAAUAUUCAAAGUUUUGCAUUUGGUGCGAGAUAUUUAACAUAUGCAUUUAAUGUUAACAUUUACUUAGAAUUUGAUUUAUUCAGAAGGGUGUUGUUCUUGGUAAAAUUAAUUAUUUUGUUAUUAAGUCUGAUACUGUUAGAGCUACUUGUGUAAGUAAAAUAAGUAUGAUGACUGGGUGUAAAAAGUAAAGCUUUUUGUCCGUCAGAUAGAUAAUUAAAAAGUUUUGGACACGUAUUUUUGUAAGAAUAAUAAAAAAAAUAUGUUGUAAUUAUUCGUUAAACUACAAGACAUUAAGAAAAAAAAUAGUCACCAUCCCUAUAUCAAAGCUAUAGUUGUGAAUUGUGAUUUGAAUCCAUGUUACCAUGUGUUUAUUGCAAGCUGUACUAUGAAGACAUUUAAUAACCAAUUAUAAUAGUAUUAAGUACUUACUUUACUAUAUAUCAUUCAAGUUUGACUAUCAGUAUGCUGAAUUCUUGCUUAAGAGCAUUUCAUAAUAUUAAAAAAGACCUAUGAUUUGGUGGAAGUUUGUAGGGGCUACCGUGACGUCGUAAAGAAGAUUAAUAUAAUCAAAGUUGUGACAGUGUGUCGAAUUAAACUCUAUUCCACACCUGCUAUUAGGUACUUUAAGAGGUAGAAGUUGACCCAAAGGUCUUGCUACGGUAAAUACUGUAAUACUGCUGCCUGUUGUAAAUACAAAGCCCGUUUGAGAAGAAUGUUGACGUGCCUUAUCAUAAAAUAUUUUUACAGCA